Aspergillus ochraceoroseus IBT 24754 is the source of this 1444-nucleotide messenger RNA. Its product is annotated as polyamine acetyltransferase. The transcript has 3 exons. The coding region runs from base 160 to 1029 and encodes 289 amino acids. NCBI's taxonomy places the organism in Eukaryota, Fungi, Ascomycota, Eurotiomycetes, Eurotiales, Aspergillaceae. Gene Ontology annotation, cellular component: cytoplasm. Gene Ontology annotation, molecular function: aralkylamine N-acetyltransferase activity. The record is from RefSeq and is a predicted model, not a curated record.
CAAAAAUCCUCGGAGUUAUCUACCGUUGUGACUCUGCAAUCGCUUUCUUUCCCUUCCAUCAACCUCCAUUUCUUUACCUCAGAUCCUCCAUUUUAUAUAUAUCUCUCUAAAUAACCCUCUGACAUUCCGUUCCUCCUUGUUUUACUCCCCUUUCCGGCCAUGUCGGAUCAGUCAACCCACCACCAGUAUUCCGAGCCCAUUAAUGGGUUCAAACCCUUAUCUAACGCCGGCGGGUUUUCCCUACCUGCUUCUGAGCACGAUCUCUCACGGUUGACUGAACAUGCUGAGGCGAUCAUUGCGAAUGGUCUGCCCUUAGAGGAGGUUGAUGAGGACGACGAGGAGGAAUAUGAGGAUGCCGAUGAGGACUAUGUCGCGGUGGAUCAUGACGAUUUGAACGAAUACCCUUACUGGUUCCGCCGCCCACCCGUGCAUCACCCCUCGAAGUUGGACGAUUUGCAUCCCUUUGUACAAGUCUUGACGGAGUCGAAUGUGGAUGAUUGUAUUCUGGUCGAGGAGGCAUUCCCCGAACACGAACGCUGCACCCGGGAGAAGUUCACAUAUCGUCUUGGAAGAUGUCCCGAACUUUGUCUCGGCCUGUUUACCCUUCCAAUCAUUGACGAGGGAGAGCCGAAACCUCGCCCGACUCUGGUGGGACAUAUUAUUGCUACACGAACAUCGACCCCCCAUGUGACAGACAAGUCUAUGGAACUUCCAGCGAAUUGGAAGACUGAGCGCUUAACCGUGGUAGACGGACAGACCGUUGGCCAUGACGAAUACGGCUCUACGAUUGCUAUUCACUCGCUGGCGGUCUUGCGCGAACACCAAGGCAAACAAGUGGGCAGCACGCUGAUGAAGGCCUAUAUUCAAAGAAUCAGGGAAGCUAUGAUUGCGGAUCGCAUUGUCCUGAUUGCCCACGAUCAUUUAGUGCCAUAUUAUGAGUCAUUCGGGUUCGAAAACCGAGGUCUCAGUAAGUGCCAGUUUGGUGGUGGAGGCUGGACUGAUAUGGUUUUGGAGUUCAAUAGUGAAUAAGCAGUCUGGACUUGUCUCUUUAAGGACCGGCAUUCUUUCGUGAAAGUCGUCGUGGUUUCCCUUUCUUCUUCUUCUUCCUCUUCUUCUUCUUCUUCUUCUUUUUUUUUGCUUUUUCUUCUUUAAUUUUCCUUUCAUGUUUGACAUGUUCUGUUUUCAUUCCCAUUCGUUGCAUGUUCAUGGAUUAUACUCUGGAUUUGGUCUUACAGGGCGGGUUAUAAACUUCAAAAGGAAUGGAGUUCUGAUGGGCGGGGCUACGAGGAUACGAUCUGCUAUGAUAUGAUGACCGGAUUGGUUGGGUCAGGGCAGGCAUCAGUUUUUAUCAUAGAAGCAUUUCCGCCGGUAGCUAGGUAGUCAAUAUAGGUAUAUGGUAUUCACAUGAAUUCCCUCGUGAAUUUGUGAGGUUAUUCAACUCGCC